ACCCCAGACCGCAGUGGCGGCGGCGUGGCCGGCGGGCGGUGACCACCCCCCGAUCCAGGGCCUCCGCCAGGUCGCGUCCAUUAACCUCGUGCCGAGCCCAGAAAGCAAAGGGAAGUUCACGGACUCUGGGACCCCAAGCUUUCAGAUUGAAAGGAGGAAUUUCCCAGAUUUUCUGGAGCGAGAAUACACCCUGAGCCUCGCAGCGGAAGUCCGCAGCCACGGAGAACCGGACUCUGCAAUGUUGGCUGGCUACCGGCCAGUCAGGCAGUGGGAGAAAGAAGAUAUCGUCUCUGGAAAAAACUGAGCUUUACUAAGGUUUUCCUCCUGUUGAUUUUGGUUUUCACGACUCCUUUAGCAAGACCUGUUGCUUAAGCGGGUCAGAUUCUGAUGUACAUCAUGUCCAAUUUUGAAGAUGCUGACACAGAAGAGACAGUAACUUGUCUCCAGAUGACUGUUUACCAUCCUGGUCACCAGCAAAAUGGAAUAUUCCAAUCAAUAAGGUUUUUUAACCGACAAAAACUCCCCUCCAGCGAAGUGGUGAAAUUUGGCCGAAAUUCCAACACCUGUCAUUAUACCUUUCAGGACAAACAGGCUUCCCGAGUUCAGUUUUCUUUGCAGCUAUUUAAAAAGUUUGAUAGCUCAGUUCUCUCUUUUGAAAUUAAAAAUAUGAGUAAGAAGACCAAUCUGAUUGUGGACAACAAGGAGCUGGGCUACCUAAAUAAAAUGGACCUGCCACACAAAUGCCUGGUUAGGUUUGGGGACUAUCAGUUCCUGAUGGAGAAGGAAGAUGGAGAGUCAUUAGAAUUUUUUGAGAUUCAAUUUUCUUUGUCUACAAGACCACUCUUGCAAGAAAACAACUGGCUACCACAGAAGCCCAUACCUGAGUGUGGCAGAUAUUCAUCCUGUUCCACCCAAAACAAUUCUCCUAUAGAAAUGGGUGAAAAUGAAUGGUAAACGCAGAGGGCUAAGAGAAUCAUGAAGGAUGAAGAACUCUGUAGACACUUUAUAGACAUUCCACUUAGUAAGAGUUUCUUAGUGUAGUAUAUUACUGUCAUCUAUUACUUUGUCAAACUUGAGAUCUGGUGUUAUCAUUUGAAGUCUGUAACUUGUGUUAGUCAUUGAUUUAGUCACCUGUUGCAUUGCUGGAUGUGUGAAGAAUUACUGUAAGUGUGUAUCUGUGAGCAUUAAUGUACAAAUAGUAUCCUUUGUGAUGAAGGAAUAGUGUUCUCAAAAUAUGGUUAUGUUACUUUUUUUUUAUGCCUGAUUUUGGUCCUAUGUUUUAUAUUGUUUCAUUUUGGUUUGUAAGUUUUGGUUUGGUCAUAUUAUUUCACAGUAGUCAUUUGUUUUCAAGGUCAGGGCUAAAAACAAGUUAUUAUGGGUGUUGUAGCCUGUUGGUACUUGUAGUACCAGAGUAUUGGAACAGAGCAUAAUGUUUUUUAGUGUGUCAUUGUGGUUUUAAUAUGGGAAGACUUAUUUGAGCAAUAAUACCUUGAUUUUCUGUUUUUUUCUCUAUAGAUUUACUUAUACUGUUUAUUCCCAAGAAUACCGUUUUCCUUGUCUGUAUUCAGUAUCUAAAACCAAUGUUUUAAACAUUUUAACGAA
Molecule: messenger RNA, 1602 nt
Organism: Balaenoptera acutorostrata (minke whale)
Lineage: Eukaryota; Metazoa; Chordata; Mammalia; Artiodactyla; Balaenopteridae
Gene: TIFA
Product: TRAF interacting protein with forkhead associated domain
Exons: 3
Coding region: 388-954 (188 amino acids)
Biological process (GO): canonical NF-kappaB signal transduction
Molecular function (GO): protein binding
Source: RefSeq, a predicted model, not a curated record